AUGGUGGUCAUCCUGGUGUAUGUGGAUGAUUUGCUCAUCACAGGCAGCAAUGAACAACUGAUUACUGAGGCAAAGGAAAUACUCCACCAGCAAUUCAAGCUAAAGGACUUAGAUGAGCUCAGAUACUUCUUGGGCAUUGAAAUAUUAGGGUCAAACACGGGGGUAGUUUUGAAUCAAAGAAAGUAUGUCCUAGAACUCAUUUCUGAAAUGGGACUCAGUGGUGCCAAGCCAGCAAUCAUUCCUUUGGAGACCAACAUCAAGUUAACUACAAUUGCAUAUGAUCAGGGAGAAGGUUCUAUAGGUGACUCACCUUUAGAAGAUUUUAGUGCAUAUCAAAGAUUGAUUGGUCGUUUGAUGUAUGUGACUACAACAAGACCUGAUAUUAGCUAUGCUAUUCACACCUUGAGCCAGUUCAUGCAGCACCCUAAGAAGUCCCACAGGGAGGCUGCUCUUAGAGUUAGAUAUCUGAAGAAUGCUCCAGGCCAAGGUAUUUGGCUGAGAUCUGGUCCUGCAUCAGAGUUACAAUAUUUGUGUGAUUCUGAUUGGGCAGCUUGCCCUAAUACUUGGAGAUCACUAACAGGCUAUGUGGUAAAUUUGGCGAUUCUCUCAUUUCAUGGAAGUCAAAGAAGCAACAAACAUUCUCCAGAAGUUCAGCUGAAGCUGAAUUUCGUAGCAUGGUUUCAGUUGUAG
Messenger RNA from Nicotiana attenuata, 690 nucleotides. RefSeq lists its product as uncharacterized. The transcript has a single exon. The coding region runs from base 1 to 690 and encodes 229 amino acids. Lineage: Eukaryota; Viridiplantae; Streptophyta; Magnoliopsida; Solanales; Solanaceae. The record is from RefSeq and is a predicted model, not a curated record.